Messenger RNA from Aspergillus mulundensis, 807 nucleotides. Its product is annotated as TBP family protein. Bases 1 to 807 code for a protein of 268 amino acids. Lineage: Eukaryota; Fungi; Ascomycota; Eurotiomycetes; Eurotiales; Aspergillaceae. The record is from RefSeq and is a predicted model, not a curated record. Gene Ontology annotation, molecular function: DNA binding; RNA polymerase II general transcription initiation factor activity. Gene Ontology annotation, biological process: DNA-templated transcription initiation. The transcript has 4 exons.
AUGGAUUCUCUCACUACUCAUCCGGCCAACGCCCAACAGGCUCGUGCCUUCACUUCUCCCUCGUCGCUGUCUUUCCCCGGUGGUACUGCCUUCCCCGGUAGCGCCGACCUGACUCCACCCUCGGACAAGGAUGCAAGCAUGGCUAUGAACGGUCAAAGCGCGAAUGGAAAUGUGAACGGCCAGCAGCCAGGAGCAAAUGCCGCAAAUGGCAAUGGGGUGACGCCCGCUACUCCGGCUGCGACCCCUGGUGCCAGUGCUCCGGGGAGUGGGAUUGUGCCUACACUGCAAAACAUUGUCGCUACGGUCAACCUUGACUGCCGUCUUGAUCUCAAGACCAUUGCGCUCCACGCCAGAAAUGCGGAAUACAACCCUAAGCGUUUUGCGGCCGUUAUCAUGCGUAUCCGAGAGCCUAAGACGACUGCCUUGAUCUUCGCCUCUGGCAAGAUGGUGGUUACUGGUGCGAAGUCUGAGGACGACUCCAAGUUGGCUUCAAGGAAAUACGCUCGUAUCAUCCAAAAGCUAGGAUUCAAUGCCAAGUUCACGGACUUCAAAAUCCAGAACAUUGUGGGCUCUUGCGACAUCAAAUUUCCGAUCCGUUUGGAAGGUCUGGCGAGUCGCCACCACAACUUCAGUUCUUACGAACCGGAGUUGUUCCCUGGUCUAAUCUACCGUAUGAUGAAACCCAAGAUUGUGCUCUUGAUAUUCGUCAGCGGAAAGAUUGUCUUGACCGGAGCCAAGGUCCGUGAAGAGAUUUAUCAGGCCUUCGAGCUCAUCUACCCUGUGCUCUCUGAUUUCCGCAAGGUCUGA